UCGCCGUCGUCGAUCUUUCCUCUGUCCUUUUGUUUUGUUAGUCUGUAUCUGUUCUCGUCGCUGCCCGAUGUUAUAAAAGGAGGACCUGUGCGCAACACUUGGAGCAAAUAUUAACCGAGAACGAUGCCUCCAUCACUGGCCCAGUGGCUCUGCCUCGUGGCCGUGAUCUGGCUCCAGACCAUCGCUGGGACGAACACCAACUUCCCGGCAUACUCCUCGCAGCUCAAGCAAGUCCUCUCCAUCUCCCAGGUCCAGCUCAACAACCUCGCCUUCGCCUCCGACGCGGGCAAGCUGUUGGGGUGGUUCUCGGGGAUCGCUGCGGUGUACCUCCCGCUCUGGCUCGUCCUCCUGGUGGGCGCGUUGCUUGGGCUUGUCGGGAACGGCAUCCAGUAACUCUUCGUGGCUGGCAAGGUCACCUCGGUCUCGUACCCCGGGAUGUUUCUCCUCGCCGUCCUCGCCGGGAACAGCAUCUGCUGGAUCAACACGGUGUGCUACGUGGUCGCGAUCGACAACUUCCCGCUCCACCGCCAUCUCGCCGUCGGGCUCACCAC
Molecule: messenger RNA, 551 nt
Organism: Syzygium oleosum
Lineage: Eukaryota; Viridiplantae; Streptophyta; Magnoliopsida; Myrtales; Myrtaceae
Product: protein NUCLEAR FUSION DEFECTIVE 4-like
Exons: 1
Coding region: 124-393 (89 amino acids)
Cellular component (GO): membrane
Source: RefSeq, a predicted model, not a curated record